Molecule: messenger RNA, 2455 nt
Organism: Chara braunii
Lineage: Eukaryota; Viridiplantae; Streptophyta; Charophyceae; Charales; Characeae
Source: the annotation of a GenBank genome assembly
CCGAAGAGUAUAUUAAUUUAUCGGUCAGCACACUGAGCACACUGCAGCAAUUCAGCAGCAUAAUCCUUGCUCCUGAAGAAGCCGCACCGCACAGACUCUGUCCAUCAAGCCUUUAGCUGGUUUGCCUUCCUUCUUCCUUUCUCUUUUUUUUCCUGAUAAAAAUUAAGGAAAGGGUGGCGGCCUUGAGGAUAUAUCAACUGGUGGCCAGGGCCAGGUAGUUGUACUACCUGUCUGAUUACUGUAUAUUACUAUCAGUGACAAGCCGGCCUCGCUCUUUGUUAGCUCCUCCUUUUCUUCCGCUUCACCUUUCCUUUCUGUUGCUCGUUUCCUCGCCAAUCUUCAUCGCCUUCUUCUUCUCCAAUCUCUCUCCUCUUGAAGUCUUUGUCACAUACUAAGAAGAAGAUUGCUUCGUUUGGAAACUUGCUUCACUGUUGCCACCCCUUCAUCCCCUUCUCCUCCUGGGUCGGACUCCGGAGACGCAGUAGACGACUGUAAAGCUAGUACUAUCAUAGUAUCAUGGCGGCAUCCAGGGUGGCAAAGGCGGGGAGCAGCAGCCUUGUUGCCGUAUGCAUACAAGACGGCGACUCGAGGGAAAAAGUACGCAGAGUGAUGGACUGCAGACCGUACUCUAGUCUUCUCCUUCCCAAAACAAGCCGAGGGAAAGGUGAUGCCAUUGGAGGUGCCAGCAGUCUUGGCCAUGAUCAUCAUGAUGGACUUGUUCGCAAAACUCAUGUGAGGGCAGGAUGUGCUCUUCCUUCGAGACGAGACCCGUUCCAGAGGAGGGCUCCCAAUCGUCUUCCUGAGCUGGCUGCCUGUGUUGUACUUAAUGAUGGGGUUGGCGACCGGUUGUUCUACGGAAUCUAUGCCGCUUCCUCAGCCACCAGAAAGCGCAGCUGCAGCUACAGAGCUAACCAUGAUAAGAAGAACGGAUUCGUUGACAAGGUGCAAGCGCUUCCAGAGAAUGGCACAGAACCGUUAGAAGACCCAGCGUUUCCCGAGGGGGACACAGGUGGAGUAGUUCCAGAAGAUGCAGCAAUUUCCAUGGUGGUCACAGGAGGAGAAGGAGAACCUGCCUUCCUCAAGGAGAUAGUACAGAGGAGUGCUGCAGCUGAAGCCGGUGACUCGGAGGCAUCCAGGGCGGGGAGCGGUGGCAGUAUCCCUUCCACGGUCUCUUUCGUGGACAGCAAUCCGUAUCCCGCUUCGCUAGACAGCUCACGGUUCGCAAUAGCAGGCAAGGCCCAGGGCUAUGGCUUCAGGGCGACGGGAGGACGGGGUGGAAAGGAGUACAAGGUCACCAACUUCUCCGCCAGCGGCCAACAAGGCACCCUCGAGUACGCUCUGUCCCUGUCCGAGCCUCUGUGGAUCACCUUUGAUCAAGCUGCCGCUGAUCGUGCGAAGAAGUUUCAAGAUGGCAGGCCUAUGAUCGACUACACCAGCCUGCCGAUCAGCAGAAGGUUGAUAUCAGUCAGGUCGAACAAGACGAUCGACGGCCGCGGGCUGCGGUUGCCUGUCGUCUUGUACGGGUGCGGCCUGAAGUUUCUGGCGGAAACACAGAAUGUCAUUGUGUCCAACAUAUGCCUGGAUGGAGCCUUCAAGGAAGGAAAGGGCGGCCAGAAGGACGUCGAUAACAUGGAUGGCAUCCAGAUCGCCGGCGACAAGUCGGGCAACGCGCCGUCCAACGUGUGGAUUGAUCGUGUCACACUCAGGAAUUAUGCAGACGGACUGAUCGACAUCACACGGGGGAGCACCAACGUAACUGUCUCCCGCUGCCUGCUCACGGACCACGAUAAAACCAUGCUCAUAGGAUCGAGCGACGAUUUGGGUGACGUGGACCGCCGGAUACGGGUCACAGUGCAUCAUAACAAGUUCAUGAAUUGCGGUCAGCGCCAUCCUCGUGUUCGCUUUGGCUUCGUGCACGUCUACAACAACUCCGUCUUGCGUUGGAAGACGGCAGGUGUGGGGCUGGGGACGGAGGCUCAAAUUCUGCUGCAACAGAACUACUUCUUGCAGGACUCCGACAACACCGUCGUGGAGCUCAAACCGAAAGACAACGGAAGGGACAGCCAGGGCAUUGCAUCUGUCGGGGACGUCUAUAACCCCAAGUCACUCGACAUCAACACGGAUAGCAGAUUUGCAGAGGUGAUCAGGAACUUCCGGGGCGCUUCCUCAGAUUUACCAAGGUCCCCCAACACACUCACGGUGGAGAAGAUCCCAAGCGGCGAAGCACUUGCAAAAAAGCUGGAUGGCAUAGCAGGCGCUUGGUCAGGAAGCAGAUUCAAAUUCUGAUCAUCGUGAGUCGUUCUCUUCUGUGCAUGCAUGCGGUGCACCUUGGACUCUCUGAGGAGAGGAGGAGARAGGUAGGUGGCGAAGGAGAUGAGCUCCAGUUUGAAGCUUGCACAGCAAGGUGCUUCCUUUCGCAUAGAAUGAGAUUUCUGGGGCUCUAGUCAUGAAUCUC